AUGCAGCUUGUUUCUUCCCGAUUGAAUGUGGCAGUUCGCAACAAGCACGAAUUUCUAUUAAGUGUUUCAUUUCACACUCUAAUAAACACGGGCAGCACAUCUGUGCCAAUACUGCAUAUGACAGAUAUUCGACCAAGUUCUCUUUUGACUCAUCUUUCAGUUUAUUAUUAUUAUUUUCAAUAUAACUACUACCAUAAAGAUAAUUUAUACUCUUGCUCUAGUUUUGACACUUGGCACAGCGUUCACUUGUUUUCUAAUAUACUUCUAUUACUAGCACUGUUUGGUCUUCUAGCUAUGCAUUUAGUAUACAAAUAA
This is a messenger RNA of Nematocida ausubeli, 315 nucleotides long. RefSeq lists its product as uncharacterized. The record is from RefSeq and is a predicted model, not a curated record. The coding region runs from base 1 to 315 and encodes 104 amino acids. The transcript has a single exon. Lineage: Eukaryota; Fungi; Microsporidia.